Molecule: messenger RNA, 1871 nt
Organism: Closterium sp. NIES-67
Lineage: Eukaryota; Viridiplantae; Streptophyta; Zygnematophyceae; Desmidiales; Closteriaceae
Source: the annotation of a GenBank genome assembly
ACCUUCAGGAUCUGCUGAGCUCGGCCGAGUUAGCGACAUCGCGCAGUUUCUAACCUCGAAUUCGCUGAUAGAAUCCAGUGCGUCGCGGAAAUCGGCGAGGUUGUUGCUCUUGUUACUUCGAUUGGUCGGGCAGCAGCGGCCAGCAGCAGAGAGAGAGGGAGACAUAGACACACACACAGAGGGACACAGACACGGACAGAGCAGGGCGAUGAAGGUCACAGUGAAGACCCUCAAGGGGCUUCAAUUCGACGUCAACGUCGAGCCGUCAGAUAAGGUGGCGGAGGUGAAGGGGAAGAUCUUUGAGAUUCAGGGCGCGGCGUUCCCCCGCGAGCAGCAGCUGCUGAUCCACCAGGGCAAGGUGCUCAAGGACGACACGACGCUCGCCGAAAGCAACGUGUCGGAGAAUGGCUUCCUCGUCGUCAUGCUCACAAAGCCUAAACCCGGAGCCGCGGGGGGGUCGUCGUCAGCGCAAGCAGCGCCCGCAGCAACCCCUGCACCGGCGCCUGCUGCGGCACCAGCGCCCGCGCCAGCAGCACCAGCGGCGCCAGCAGCACCCGCCCCCGCGCCCGCGGCCGAACCUGCCGCUCCAGCAGCCGCCGCAGCCCCGCCUGCCGCCACCGCCGCACCCGCAGCCGCGGGCGAGCAGGCGGGGGCCGGCGCGGCGGCGGAGAGCGCGGGGGUGUACGGGCAGGCGGCGUCCGCGCUGCUGGCGGGGCCGCACUUGGAGGCGACGGUGGCGCAGAUCCUGGAGAUGGGCGGCGGCAGCUGGGACCGCGAGACCGUGCUACGCGCGCUGAGGGCCGCCUUCAACAACCCCGAGCGCGCCGUCGAAUACCUCUACUCGGGCAUACCAGAGACGGCCGCCCCGCCUGUGGCGAGAGCGCCCCCUGGGUCGGCAGGGGGAGCGGAGGCGGCGGGCGGGGAGGACGUGGCGAUGGAGGGCGGCCCCAACACCGCCCCGCUCAACCUCUUCCCCCAGCCGGGGCAAGGGGGGGCAGCGGCAGGUGCGGAGGGAGCCGCCUCUCAGCUCGACUUUCUGCGAGCCAACCCCCGGUUCCAAGAGCUAAGAGCCAUGGUGCAAGCGCGGCCUCAACUGCUGCAGCCCAUGCUGCAGGAGCUGGGCAAGCAGAACCCCGAGCUGCUGCAGCUCAUACAGGCGCACCAGAGCGAGUUUCUGCAGCUCAUCAACGAGCCGCCGCCCGAAGGCGAGCUCAUGAGUCAGCUGGAGGCGGCAGCAGCGGCAGCAGCAGGAGGGGAGGGCCUUCCCCCCGGCGUGAGAGCGAUUCAAGUGACGCCCGAGGAGCAGGAGGCCAUUGCACGGCUGGAGGCGAUGGGCUUUGAGCGCGACCUGGUGAUCGAGGCCUUCUUUGCCUGCGACAAGAACGAGGAGCUGGCUGCCAAUUACCUGCUCGAGCACGGCGCCGAGUUCGACGACUGACGGGCACAUGCUGCUCGGCACGGAUCUGCCGUGGUGCAGUGAAUAAAGACAGCUCGCAUUGUGUGCAUGGCAGCAUGGGUCGCAUUGCAACAGGGCACAUGAGUGGAUCCCUGGGUUUUUUCUCGGAGCUUGUCAGCUAGCUUCGUGAGCUCCUGCUCGAUGGACUUGUUAGAUUUUAUCAGCCCGGCUGAUUACUUACAGCUCAAGUGCACGCAGCAGGCGCUUGCUCGGUCCAGGCCUGGUAUUAUCAUAUCCACUGGUAUCUGCAAUUGAACACCUAGUGUAUGAACCAGCUAACUUAGGACGCGGUGUAUGCAAAGGAAAAAGAGGAGCCCUGUUGCGCCAUAUCGGGAAUUGACACCUGUUGGGCUGAGAAAAUGCCCUUAGGAUCUUUCCAGAGACUAAGUCCCAGUUGUAAAAGACUUGAGUAGUG